CGUCCACGAACCACCAUCUCCAGUAUCUCUACCCGCUUUGAGGCUGCGAGGUCGCUCGAGAACCCACACAUUCCUUUCCUUACCACUCUCCUAACAAGGAAUUUUCGUUCUUUUUGCAUUCAGAAAACACCAAAAACAGAAAUCCCACUCCACUUAUCAUGCAAGUUGACGGCAACACACCUGAAGAUGUUGAAGCACAGAUUCGUUUUGAAUCCUUCAAACUAGGAAAACCCCGACCAACGCACUCUCAUGCCCGUUCUCAUUCACGUAACGCUUCAAUGUCAUCUUUUUCUUUUGGUACUUCGAAAUCACAGCCUACAAACUUAAACGAACUCUCUACUCCAUCCACGAAGCGCAACUCUCACCACCGUCGCCGUUCCUCUGUCUCUACUCGCCAUGAGUCGGCGGAGAUGAUGGGUGUGGCCGUUCCUGACCUACCCCAGUCCAACUCGGAUGAUAACAUCGCCUUCGGCGACAAAGAUUCCGUUCGUCGUCGAGCACUUCGGGCUCUGGAGGGAAAGCAAGAUGUCUCCUACUCCAAGGUUGAAAUCCCUGAAUUGGAGAUGUCCAGUAAUGACAUGCUUGGCUUUGAAUUUCCCUCGAAACCGUCUUUCCCCCCGGGCUCAGGUGCAGGGUCCAGCCUGAGCUCUCUUAUAUCCAGUAAACGAGACUCGUUCAAAUUGCUGACAGCCAACUCCUCGUCCAAGGAUCAAUUGCAUACACUUGUGGAAGAGGACGAAGACGAGGAAGAGAGUUCAAGCUCCAUUCCCACUCAGUCCACGUCACCGCUACCCAUCGAGCCGUCUGUGCCCUCAAUCAAGCCCCUUACGCCGAGACCACGUCCCGCAAGCCUCAACCUUCGUCCCCUUUCUCUCACGCCCGAUAAUCUAAACAAUCACAACUCCGGGCUCCCAACUCCCGUUCCAACUCCCAGCCCAAUCCAGCCUCGUUCCGGUCUUCGAUCUCUGUCAUUGGCAUCUGCCCCUUCAAUGAGUGCCACCCGUCGCCGACCUGCACUAAACCUACAAAUAGCCUCCGAUGGGUCGAUUGUCAAACCUGACGACCCGAAUAGCCCAGACACUAGAGCACUACCUCGACGAAGCAGUAUCUCUUACAGGUCAUCGUCGACAUCCUCUACUUCAUCCAAUCCUGGCUUACCAACACCUGAGAUGACCCCGACCUUUGCUCUCGACCGCAGAUUUUCACUGAAUAGCAACGAUGACGACGAUGCAUUUCCAACGUCCGUGUCUUCAUCUUCUUCGUCGAGUCGGAGCCAAAGUCAAACGCGACCGCUAAGUGUUAGUGAGCAGCAUUUUUUAUACAAAAGUCACAACGCUCUCUUGGCCAGAAUCAUGGAUUUAGAGAAGGCCCUGACCACGCGACAGCGUGAAGAUGGGUCCAGACCUAUCUCUAUGCUGUCUGAUGCGUCGUCGUCGUGCGUUAGCAACGAUGAAGAGAUGUUCCGUCUUGUUUCGGAUCUGAAGGCUGAGAGGGACGAAUUGAAGCGUGACGUCGAUGGCUGGAGGGUCAGAGUGGCUGACAUGGACAAGCAGUUGGUCACCUUUGCCAAACGUGUCGAAAGUGAACGACGAGAUGCUUGGGUAGCCAGAACGAAAUGCGGCAUGACCGAGAUGGAACGCGCAAGGUUGGAGAAGGAGGUAGAGCAACUUAAUGCUCAACUUCUUUUACUCAAAGAUGAGACGAAGACUCUAACGGUGCAGGUUGACAAGUUGUCGAGCGAGAAGGAGGGCCUGGAAGAAGAAGUGAAGCGACUAAAGGCAUUAGCGGAAGCCGAGGUUGAUGUGUUGGCAACUCCUACCACGCAAUUCACUCCCUUCACUCGCAAGCGGGACAUUGGGAUGUCCUCUCUCGACUCUGCCAACAGUUCUGUCACGGACGUCGAUGGCGAUUCCGACUUUUCUUCUACCUUCGGCUUCAGGUUAAAGGCUGUUGCUGAAGAGCCUGAUGAUAUCAUGUCCGAUGAAGACAAUGGCCUUGCUGGGUACGAGGAUGAAGAAGAGGAUGACAUUGACGUGUCAAAUAGUCCCAUCUCGGACGAUGAUUUUAGUUCUGAUGAUGGCUUCCCCAGAUCUGUCGUGACUAUGGAAGAAGGGACCCCAGUUGUCAAUGUUAUAGCCCCCUCGAGGUCUUGCUCACCAGGGCUACCAACCCCCGUGCGUACGCCGCCUUCGCAUCAAUCUCGUGCAUCUCUGUCGAAAACAUGGACAUUCCCACGUGGCACCCCCGUCUCUCAACCCAUUAAUAACAAAGAAAACGAAGAAAUUGAUCGCUUCUUUGGUUGCCUGGAAGAACCAGAUGACGUGCCUGUCGCAGUUGCCGAAGGAGAAUCAACAGAGGACAUAUACACAUUUGAGCGAAGCAAGAGUUUGUUCGCAAGCGGCUUUAAGUAUCAGGAUGAUGUGCCGCCUUGGCUCCUUGGCGGCGCCGAUGAGGUUGUUGACAAAUCUCUCGAUGUGGUCAUUGAGGAAGACGAAGAAGAGAGUGGUAGUGACAUGACCCGUGUAGAGGAAGAAGAGGUCUUUGGUGAUGCCGGAGGUAUCAAAAUUACUUUUACUCCUCCCAUCGAAGAUACUGCAUCUGUGCCUUCAGUUCCCGAAACACCUAGCCCAAAAGCUUCCGUGAAGCCCGUUCCUUUACUGGCCGACUUUGAGGAGGAUGAGGAGGAGGAGGCUGUCGCUACACCUCCCCUGGGCUUCUCUCGACCCACUUUAACACAAAUAGCCACCCCUCCUUCUUCGAUACCCCGCCCAGCAGCGACACCUUCGGGUAUUCCUCGCUCUAUUUCCAGGGAGCAAUCCCCUUCCCUUUCCCGUUCUCCGCCAAAGUUCAUGACCCCUCCGAACAAGCGUGGGGGUUCCAUGCCCUCUUUUAUCCCCCAACCGGUUUCUCUGUGCUCACCAAAACCGCGGGCGUCUACAACAUUCAUUCGCCAGCCACCACGCAAACCCUUGCUACCUUCUAAAAUGAGUAAUGGUAACAAGACAUCCUCAAAUGGUUCGACCUCCAAACUUCAAUCAUCCACCAUGAUGAACAACAGGAUAAACAUGCUUCCCAGAUUCUCCGAUGACUUAUCGGCGUCCCCAGGAAGCACCUCGUCGCGGGCAGGUACCAGCCCGCAGAUGAUGAGCGUGGAUUUGGGCAAUCGCGAUGUCCCACGUUGUGACGAAAGCCCCAAGCCUGCGUCGUUUUCCGGACUGAUGACGUCUCCUCUUACACGAUUCUCUUCGCUGACAAGUUUCAUACCAUUGCCAUGGUCGCCACGAUCUAAUACAACGGAGAGUUUUGUGGAAAGUAAAGCUGAAGUCGCAUCCCCCUCCUCCUGUUCAGGAGAGAAGGACAUUUGUUUCAAAAGAAGCGACAGCUGGAGAAGUUGA
Messenger RNA from Desarmillaria tabescens, 3395 nucleotides. RefSeq lists its product as uncharacterized. Bases 159 to 3395 code for a protein of 1078 amino acids. The transcript has 4 exons. NCBI's taxonomy places the organism in Eukaryota, Fungi, Basidiomycota, Agaricomycetes, Agaricales, Physalacriaceae. The record is from RefSeq and is a predicted model, not a curated record.